Molecule: messenger RNA, 726 nt
Organism: Parascedosporium putredinis
Lineage: Eukaryota; Fungi; Ascomycota; Sordariomycetes; Microascales; Microascaceae
Source: the annotation of a GenBank genome assembly
AUGUUGGGGUACAAGUCAAUCGUUGCGGCGCUUGCGCUGCUCGGGGGCGUCAUGGCGCAGAAUCCCGUCAAGAUCAUGGCCCUCGGCGACUCUAUUACCGGUAGCCCUGGCUGCUGGCGCGCCCUCCUCUGGCAGAAGCUCCAAGCGGCGUCCAUCACCCAAACCGACUUUGUCGGCACACUGGCCGGACAAGGGUGCGGGUUCGCCUACGACGGGGAGAACGAGGGUCACGGAGGUUUCCUAGCCACCAACAUUGCGUCUCAGGGCCUCCUUCGGGGCUGGUUGAGCUCCACGAACCCGGACGUGGUCAUGAUGCACCUGGGCACCAACGACGUGUGGAGCAACAUCUCGCCGGCGGUGAUCCUGGCCUCGUUUGAGACGUUGCUGGGGGAUAUGAGGGCGAAUAACCCGUCGAUGAAGAUUUUGGUUGCUCAAAUCAUUCCCAUGGCGCCUUCCGGCUGCGCCGAGUGCGGCGCCCGCGUCGUGGCCUUCAACGCCGCCAUUGAGGCGUGGGCCCCUACCGUCUCGUCGGCCGCGAGCCCCGUCACCGUCGUCGACUGCUUCACCGGCUUCAACACCGCCACCAUGACGGGCGACGGCGUGCACCCCAACGAGCUCGGGAACCAGGCCCUGGCGACGAGUUGGUUCGAGCCGCUGGCCGAUGUGAUCCAGGGUGUUUUGAACAAGUGUAAGAAGAAGCGGGCGGAGGAGGCGGCCCUCGAAUAG